AUGCAUGAGACCGUCAAGGAGACAGUUCACAUCACCGUGCCUACUACGAUCAAGGAGACAGUGAAGGAGACGAUACACGUCACCAUACCGACCACGAUCAAGGAAACAGUGCACGUCACAAUCCCGACCACGAUCAAGGAAACAGUGCACGUCACAAUCCCGACCACAAUCAACAAGACAGUCAAGGAAACAGUACAUGUGACCAUCCCGACUACCAUCAAGGAGACGGUUCAUGUUACCAUUCCCACGACAAUCAAGGAGACGGUCCACGUCACCAUCCCGACAACCAUCAAGGAAACCGUCCACGUCACCAUCCCGACCACAAUCAAGCAAACGGUCCAUGUCACUAUCCCGACAACCAUCAAGGAGACGGUCCACGUCACGAUUCCCACCACCGUAAAGGAAACGGUCCAUGUGACUAUCCCCACGACAGUCAAGGAAACGGUCCACGUCACCAUUCCUGUGACC
Molecule: messenger RNA, 468 nt
Organism: Lasiosphaeria miniovina
Lineage: Eukaryota; Fungi; Ascomycota; Sordariomycetes; Sordariales; Lasiosphaeriaceae
Exons: 1
Source: RefSeq, a predicted model, not a curated record